GUGAAGGCAGUGUCGUCACAGCUGUCAACAAAUGUAAUGUUCCCACACAGUCUCCGCGUCGCAUACACCCAUCCACCCAUCCGCACAUGGACACACACACACGCCCACGCCCACGCCCAUACACACACGCACACAGACCAUUAUUUUCAUUUAAGGCUGCUUGAUCUUCACGUUCCUGCACAGGUUCACCGCCUCACACGGCUGUAAACAGACCCUCACACAGACGAAGAGGGAGAGAAAGUGAGUGCAUUGCUGCAUUCAUUGUCACCCGCCAGACCUUGUCGAAGAGGUGGAACAGAUUUGCAUGGUGGUACUUGACGCACACGUAGUCGCAAUCUGUAUGUGUGUAUCCAAUCCACCACACACAGGGUCACAGACACGUAUCCUCUCUUUCUCUCCCUGUGUGUGUGUAUGGGGACCUCUGGGGGCGAAUGAGGGGCUGUCCUCGUUGAGACACGUGCCAGCCGCCUGCACACACAACACCAGAAAGAGAGAGAGGGGUCGGUGGCGCGGGGUGUGCCACAGUGCAUACGGGCUUCUGAUCGGCGUUUCUCUGGCAGUAGCAGCACCGGAGCUUAACCGACUGCAGGUGCACCCAUCAAUCAAACACCCGGAUGACAGCACUUUCAUCGGUGUGUCCAUGCAAAAUGGAUACCGGCGCGCGUGUGGUGGGCGAGAAGUCGGUCUGCGUCGCCUGCAGUGCAGUGCAGUGCAGUGCGCGCCACACACACACAUAUGCACGCAAGACCACGAUGCAAUGCAGCCCACACAGGCAUGCCCUUACCUCAUCUCGUGUCCCCUUCUGCACACAGAAAGACAGAGAGACAGACAGAGAGAGACGCCCAUAUGGAUGGAUGGAUGGAUGGAUGGACAUAUAGACACACACACGGGGACGUACUUGGUUCUCGUCAUGCACGCCGAACUGGCCCGUCGCUUCGGUGUGGUGCCGCCCGUGCACCGACCUUUGCUGCAAGUCACCCUCCUGCACACAAAGAUCAGACAGACAGACAUGCAUGAGAGCCACAUGGCGGAUGAGUGUGUGUGCAUAUGCUCACGGAUGUGUGAAGUGUUGCGUUGUACAGCCGGUGCCUGGGUGGUGGACGCCCAUGCACAUCGCCUACACACACGCGCGCAUCCAUCCAUCUGUCUGUGUGUGUGCGCCUGAUGAGUGUGUGUCUGCAUAAUGCGCACCCAGGUGCUCUUGCUUCGGCGAUUUGGCCCGCCGAUCGAGCUCGCCCCCUUCCUGUGUCCAUCCAUCCAUCCCAUGUCCGUAUGUGCGUCGAUGAGUGAGUGCGGCGGUCGGCCGUUCGUUGCGUACCGUCACUUUAGGGGCGGGCUGCUGGAUCGGCUUCCCUUGUUCUUGUUGUUCUGUCUGCGUUGCUGCCGCUGCCUGCACACGGGACAAUUGGAUUGGUAUAGACUCACCACUCGGAAAAUGAUGCAGCAGCGCAAUGCCUACCAUCUCGGGGUCCUUUGCUGUGAUAUCGUCUCCCGUCUGUGUGUGCUUGGUCUCCUGCACACACACCACACCCCCAAGCACACACACUGUCUUCUGUGUGUCUGUGAGUGAGUGAGUGAGUGAGUGGAUACGUCUUAUCCACGUACCGCCUGUUUCGCGCUUGGCUUGGGUGCCUGGGGUGGCUCGUUUCCGCCUUCUUCGUCUUCUGUCUGGGUGGAUGUCGAUACCUGCGUUGCAUACGCACACACACACACACAUGUUGCGCAUCAGUGGUUUGGAGUGCUUGUACCCUCGGACGCACCUUUUUCUUCUUCUGCAUACACAGCACGGCAAACACACCGGUCCAUAGCGACCCCGCCCAAUGGAGGGGUGUUAUGGAUCAGGCCGCAGUGAGUGCACAUCUCUCCCUGACUCCCCUCUCUCUCUCUCUCUCUCUGUGUGUGUGUGUGUGUGUGUGUAGGUGUGCAUACCUUGCCGAUUGAAAUCCACUCAGAGGGGGCCUCUGUUGUCUCCCCUUCCUCCUCCCCUCCCGCCUCCCCUCCCGCCUCCCCUGUCUCUUUCCCUUGGUCGUUUCCCUUGUACGCAGGGGGCGAACUGCACUCAUCGGCACAUCACAUGCCAGCACAUGAACACAAUCACGUUGGUGAGGUGAGUGCUGGUUGAUCACGGUGGCCAUCCAUCUACACACACACACUCGCUAACCUGCGCACGCACAUUGGGGCAACCUGCCCUUGUGUGGACACCUGUGCGCCUGAUGUGCGUGAAUCGAGGGAUGAGAAUGCACCAUGCAGGCAGCGCGGCACGUACCGACAUAUGCGCCGCAGAAGGCGUAGCACGUGUCUGCCGGACAGAGGCCGCUGUACAUUGCACCUGACAGACAGACAGACGCACACACAUGAUUGCGAUAUCUGCUCAUCUACUCGUGUGUGUGUGGUGUGUGGUGUGUACCAGCUGUUGGCUCUUUGGUCGCUGCGUAGGCGCACAUGUCGCCUGAUGGGCUGUGACAGCAGGCAGGCAGGCAAUAGUGUUUGUGCCUGGGUGUGUGUAUGUGUGUGUGUGUGUCUGCGCACCUCCUGCCCCCGCUGCUUUCUGUCUUGAUCUCAUUAUCGGCUGUGAGCAGAGACAUUCAGACGCACAGACGUGUGUGGCUGUGCUGUGUGUGGAUGGACAACACCUCAGGGCUUGCCCACCGGCAGAGAGCUUGGCUGUUCCCUCUCCAUCCUUCUGCACACACACACACACACACUCAUUGAGAAAGAGAGGGAGAGAGAGAGAGAGAGACAGACAGAAGUAAGGGCAGACAGACACCUUGUAGAGCACACAUUGGCCCUUCGUAUACGCAAGACAGCACUUUUCCCUGUCGGCCGGAGAUACUGCACACACCGUCACACACACACACACACACGUAGAGAUUCUCACACACACACACACACGCACCCACAUAGCAGUGUACCUGAUGUGCAAACAUAGGUCUUCACCAGGCCGUCUGUGUGCUCUUUGCACUGGCAGGCCUCCCCUGCACACGCCGCGACACAUCUGCACACACACACACACACAGAGAGAGAGAGAGAGACACCCAGAUGCGCGUGUGCGUGUGUGUAGGGUGGGAGAGAGUACUUGUUGAGGUCGAAGAAGCUCUUCCCCGUCUGAGUGUGUAUGCGGUUGUGGGCCAUACGCAUCAUAUCAUAUGGAGAGAACCGUCCGUAUACACACAUGCAUCAGUGUCAGCCAGUCCCAGACUGACCCACCUCCGGCGAGCUGCACUGAGGCCCGUCAACCGUGGCUGUGCGACGCAUAUACACAUACACACAACAGACAGAGGACAGCGACAGACAUGCACAAGGCCAUACUGAUGCCUGCUGCCGGAGAGCAUGCGGUGUGCGUCUACCUACCGGCAUGGAGGGAGGUGCGCUGCAGAAGCUGCUGCUCGUCCAAGUCCCCCACCACUGCAUCCAGUCAGUGCAGAACAUCGAAACGUCAGACCUAGUGUAUGUCUGUGCGCAUACCGUCUUUCUUGAGCAGCACAUUCCCAGAGACCAACUGGCUCAGUGCCAAAAGCAGAGCGUACGCCCCAACCUGGCGCCCCCUGCACACACACAUGAUCAACGAUGUCAUUUUUUGUCAAAUGCGUCCGGCACGUGUCGGGAUGGUCUCUUGGCGACCUCGUCAUUGCAGAGCGGCCCCGCAGAGGCUUCUCAGGACAACACUGCAAAAAGAGGCACGUACGUCACAUGCAGAAGCCAUCACUCAACGAAUUGAAUGAGACAAUGCCGUCUUUCUCAUUUGGUUAUGGAUGUGAUUUGCCGAGCUCACCUUGCUCUCCAGAUGCGUAUCGAUUUGGAGCCUGCGGAUGAGAAUCAGGAAGUGCAAGCUGCCAUGCAUGAGAUUGGGGGCUAUUUGGAACGCCCUCAGUCUCAGACUGCGAAUGAUUUCGG
This is a messenger RNA of Vitrella brassicaformis, 3894 nucleotides long. The record is from the annotation of a GenBank genome assembly. NCBI's taxonomy places the organism in Eukaryota, Vitrellaceae.